Molecule: messenger RNA, 15259 nt
Organism: Mytilus trossulus (common blue mussel)
Lineage: Eukaryota; Metazoa; Mollusca; Bivalvia; Mytilida; Mytilidae
Exons: 30
Coding region: 30-15140 (5036 amino acids)
Biological process (GO): lipid transport
Molecular function (GO): lipid carrier activity
Source: RefSeq, a predicted model, not a curated record
GCGACCGAGUACAAUCCGCCAGCUCCAUAAUGGGGCGUACUUUUAUCAUACUGCUUGCCUUAGUGGCAUCGACAUUGGCGGGACCAAUUAUUAACACAGGAUCAUGUUCAACACGUUGUACAGAAACAAAGAAAUUUGGAUACGAAACCGGAAAAACCUACGAAUAUGACUACACAACCGACGUCGACACAACAGUACAAGGAGCAUCCGAGGAAAAAGCCGGAGUUCAGUUGACUGCCAAAGUUUACAUCGAUGUCGUCUCAAAAUGUGAAAUGAAUCUUCGGCUUGACAAUGUUAGACUAUUGGAAUCAGACCCUAAAGCGCCUGAAACACUGAUAGAUGCCGACAAAAGUGGAGAGUUCAGAACUAACCUUGAGAAAUCUCCUUUGGCAUUCUCCUUCCAAGAUGGCCGCAUUGAAGAACUUUGUACAUCCAUACCUGAGAAAACAUGGGUACUCAACAUCAAACGUGGUAUCCUCUCAGCAGUUCAAAACUCAAUGGAUGACCUGACACAGGAUCAAACAGUCCAAGAGACCGACAUCACUGGGGAAUGCAAAGCAUCCUAUACUGUAUCUAGCAACGGAUGGUACUCCAGAACAAUCAAGAAGAGCAAAGACUUGCUUGGAUGUACAGACAGACAUGGAUACAAUACAAUGAUGCAGGGAACACCAUACAAAAUUCAAUCUGAAAUUCAGUCUCUGCCACUGAUAAAAGGUAGCCAUGAGUGUUCACAAGACAUCAGCAAGGCUGGUAUACUACAGAGCAGUGUAUGUGAAGAAGAACAUGUUAUCCGACCAUUCUCAAGGGAAUCCAGUGGUGCUAUAACAAAGACCAAACAGACAUUGAAAUAUGUAACAGAAAGAGUAUCAUCGUCUAGCUCAAUUUCCAUUGGACACCGCGUUCCAUUGACGUUUGUUCAUUCUAACGAUGGUAGAGGUACAAUCAGGGAUGUCAUGAGUAAACUGAAUGAAAUUUGUGUAUCCACAUCGGACAGUGUGAAACCAGAUACUCCACUUUUGUUUUCUGGACUGGUUAGACUGAUGAAGGCUUUAGAAAGUGAUGAUCUGGAACAGAUUUACAGAAAGGUGAAAGGAACCAGAUUAUGUGCAUCGAAUCAAAAGAGAGUUGAAAAAUUCUUCCUUGAUGCCGUUCCAAUGCUUGGAACAAAAGCUUCACUGAGACUGAUUACUAACUUGAUUAACAAGAAAGAAGUUCGUGGAAUUGAAGCAAAUAUGUGGCUAACAACUUUAUCAUUCAUCAAAGACCCGACAAAAGAAAUGCUGAAUGAAGUCAAACCACUCAUAUCGUCUGAGAACAAUGAAGAGGCUAUGCUGGGUGUGUCUUCACUCGUGUAUACCUACUGCAAGACAAAUGAAUGUGAAAAUGAUGUGGACAUCGCAAGUAUUGUUGCUUCUAUAGAAGACAAGAUUGGUGUUGGAUGUUACGUAGACAAAAACAAUCUUGGCAAGAUGAUCCGUAGUCUAAGAUCACUUGGAAAUGCUGGAUUCGUUAGUAAUUCCAUUAGAACCAUCUCUAACUGUAUGACCAAGAGAGAGAAUCCCACUGAAGUCCGCCUUUCUGCUAUACAAGCCUUCCGUCGUAUGCCAUGCGCAAUUAACCGAGACGACGUCAUGGCAAUCUUCAGGAACAAAGACGAGGAUUCCGAAUUGAGAAUUGCUUCUUACCAGGCUCUUAUGACAUGCCCUUCAUAUAAUGUCCUGUCUCGUGUUAGAAAUGUACUUGAAUCAGAAGAGGUCAACCAAGUUGGUUCUUAUGUGUGGUCUCAUUUAACAAAUUUAAUGGAGACUUCAAGCCCACUGAAACAAGACAUAAAGAAUAUCAUCAACGACCAGGUGCUGAAGAAAGAAUUCGAUCUUGAAAAACUGAAAUAUUCCAGAAACUACGAAGGCUCCUUCUUCCUUGAGAAACUAAAUACUGGAGCUUCUAUUGACAGCAAUGUUGUGUGGUCUUCAAAAUCUUUCUUACCAAGAUCUGCCAUGACUAACAUAACAUUCGACCUUUUUGGACAUUCCGUCAACCUGUUAGAAAUCGGUGGACGAAUGGAGGGCCUUGAAUAUUUUCUUGAAUCUUACUUUGGACCUAACGGAUACUUCCAGGAAAACGAUGUCAAAGAAGUCACAAAACAGAACAUAAAAGGAAUAAGUAAUACAAAAAUGGAAGACAUUGACAGACAGUUUGACACAGAAUCUGACUCAUUAAAAGGAGAUCUGUACAUGAGAGUUUUUGGAAAUGAGCUACUGUUUACAAGAUUCACCGGACUAAGUGAUAUCACUGAUGGUAAAUCAAUAAAUAUUCUGGACAUUCUUACGGCUCUUGCCAAGAAACAAGAAUACUCCUUCACACAGAGCUACGUAUUCUUGGAUAGCAGUAUCAUCAUUCCAACAAUGGCUGGCUUCCCAUUAAAUUUGACCAUUGAUGGAUCAGCUACCGUCGAUCUACGUGCCUCUGGUAAAAUGGAUUUGACAAAGAUAACAGACAGAUCACCAAGUCUAUCUUUGGAUGGAUAUAUGAAACCAAGUGGCGCUGUCCAGAUCAACAGUAUGAUGAGCGUAGAUGCCUUUGUAACAAAAAGUGGAAUGAAGAUGGUUUCCACUAUGCAUUCCUCCUCUUCCGUCGAAGGACACGUAGAACUGAAAAAUGGAAAAGUACUAAGUGCACAGAUCAAAACACCAUUUGAUAAAAUGGAAGUUUUCAAUGUCAAGACUGCUUUCUUCACUGUCCAUCGUGAAUCUGAGAGAGAACAGAAAAUGAUUACUGCUAACAGACAGACUAAGAAAGUAUGUUCUGGAGACAAACUUGCCAAGAUUACCGGACUGGAACUCUGUGCAGAACUUCAGUAUCCAAACGCAUCAUUGGUAGCCGAUGCUCCAUACUUUCCAAUGACAGGACCAGUUAGUGCUGGACUCACUCUUCUAAAACGUGACACACAUGAAAGUUACAACAUGGAAUACAAAUUUGUAAAGGAUAAACAAGAGGCCAGAGCUAGAGUAGCCUUUAGCACCCCAGGUUCUAAGGUAGACCGUGAAUUGAGUUUUGAUUGUCUUGUUCGAUCUGACCCUCUGCUUGAAAUAAGCAUGAUCUCACCAUGGAAGAGAGUUUCAGUUAGAGGAGCAUUAGUUGGUGACAAUCAACAGAAACAAGUGGCUGGAAGGAUUGUUAUCGACGACAAAGAUGAAUACUCUGUGACUGGAGAAUGGAUCAGAACAAGGAAAGGACAGCUUUAUACUUACAAUCCAUACAUUGAAAUCAUCAUACCAAAUAUGGAAAAUAUCAGACUCAGCAGUUCUGUAGAGUAUGUUGUCGGCAAAAGUUUCAAUGGUGAAUUGACCGUAAAGGGGCUAUCUAAGCAACCCAUUCAGUCAAAAGUAAACCUGAUUUCCAAGAAAGCAAUGUCUUCCAUAAAAACAUCCAUCUCCUUUGAACCUGGGAAGGAUUAUAGUUUUGAAAGCAGAUUGCAGAAUACACAAACAAAGAAAGCAACAAAGUUGAUGCCUUAUUUGUCCAUCCGUACACCAAAGGAGGAAAUCACAGCCCUUGGAGGAUCAAUGGAAUAUAAAAGUGGUUCUCUUAUUUUGGUGGACAUUACACUUGACAGGCUUUUGGAUAAAACCGUAAAAGUAUUUACAAAACUAACGAGAACUUUAAGGAAAUCAAACGCCAGGUAUCAGUCAAAAGUUGACAUCAGAACUCCACUUCUAAGAGCAAAAGGAACUUCAAAUAUUGUACUUCAGAAAACUGCUGUAAUUACCAGAGUUAAUCUAGAUUACGUUAUUCCAAGAAUCAGCAGGGACAAAAUAACAGUCAACAGUAAAAUCAAUUAUGGUUUCACCAAGAGUGUCUGGUCAUUGGCUGGCAAAGGAUCUUUAACUUUCAAGAAGAAUGCUGACUACAAUGUUGUUAUCAACACAGACAUGAACAACAAAGCAAGAUUGACAAAAGUGAACUUUGACCUUAGAUAUGGUGCAAAACCAAAGGAUGAAAACAAGCGUAUCUUUGUUACAUCAUUAGUACGUCACGAACUGGGAUGGAAGAAAUCUGAAUUAGAUAUAACUGGUGAUAUUAGACAUCUGGCACUGGGAUUAGAUCUUAAACUAAAAGGAAAGCAUUCUCACAAUCCAAAGAGUAUUAAUUCUAAUUUUGGGUUAUCAUACGGCAAGAAGCAAUCAGUAUCUGCUGCAUUGGUAAUGAAGAACAAGUCCAAAAAAUUUACAUCCUUAACUGGGGAUGUAAGUCUGAAAUGGAAUGAUAAAGACUUUUCUAUUGCGAACAAUUUUGAACAGAAGAACAAAAGGAGAUAUACCAAUGAGUUGAUUUCAAACAUUGCUGGACACAAAACAAAAGUUGUAAGUGAUCUUAAACUUUCUGAUGAAGAGUAUGACGUCAGCUCUGAUAUAAGUAUGUCCGGACAGAAGCCAGUCCAUCUUGAAGCACUGCUCAACCUAGAUCCAAGAAACUUCCGUGUCAAAUCUCGACUAAAUAAUGACUAUUCGGUAGAAUUUGGUUCUCAAUACAAAAAAGCAGCAUUUUUACGACUAUCAAGUGAUGUGUCUGUGCCUUCAAGAAAAGUCAAAGGUGAAUUUGAGGCAAAGAAGAAGGGACCGAUCUAUGUUGGACAUUUGGACAUUCAAUGGGAUGCUAAUGCAGACAAGGACAAACAAAUAUUUGUUGACACUCAACUCACAUACAACAACAUUCAAGAUAUUGAUGCAAGCCUUGUAUUCAGAAGUCCACUGCAAAAUAACAAAAUCAACCUAAAUCGCAAAAACGAAAAUGCACAUUUUGACAUAAAAUCUGACGGAAAAGAACAACUAUCUAUUGACGCAUCUUUGAAACAGAAAAAUGGUAACGAUCAAGUCAAAAUCGAUGGCAGCUUAACAGUACAUACUGCAGCAAAAGGAUUAAGAUAUGUUAAACUUGGCAUGAACCAUUUGUCAGACCCAAGCGAAUAUGAAACAAACUUUAAUGUCAACUGGAAACCAGAUAACCAAAUAUCGGCUGCCUUUUCCCUGAAAAAACCAGUGAGCAUUCGUCAAUUACAAGGAUCUCUAAACAUCAAGACACCAUUUAACGAAUUUAAAACCUCGUCCCUAGAAUUUUCCCAUGAUGCUAAAGACUCCUUGAAGUCCCUUGUAACUGUUCAGGUAAACAAGAAUUCUAUACGGGUUGAUGCAUCUGCAAAGAAAGAAAACAACAUAUACUUGGGACAUGCUGGUGUCAAAUCUAACAUUCGAUCCAUCCAAACCGUAUCUUUAGACUUUAGUCAUCAAAGUAAGGAUACAACUAACGAAAACAGCCUAGUUCUUAAUAUUAAUGGAAAUGAAUACAGAUACAAAGGUAAACUCACACAUGAUAGAGCAGGUCUUAUGAUCCAGCAGAGCGGUAAACUAUCUCUUUCUUCACCAACAAGCCAAUACGAUUCUACAUGGCAACACAGUAAUACACUCAACGAUAUUACAACAGUGAUCACAACCAACAUUAAUGGAGAGCAUUAUGGUUUUAACAUUAAGGGCAGACAUAAUAUUGCAUGGAAAGAAGCAUCCGUUCAGUAUACAUUGACCUCCACAACUCCAUUUGGAAAAGGACAACUUAUGGUUAGUCAUUUACAUAGAGACAGUUCCAUGGACACCAUUCUCUCGAUGAGCCACAAUAGCAAAAACCUUUUUACAAGUGAAGGUCAUCUCAAAACUGAAAAUGGUGAACUCAUUGCUACCGGGAAUCUCUUACUGAAAGGUGAACAAAUGGUUGCAAUAGAAGGACGAUUGAAAACCGGAUCUCAGAAAUAUGUUUUGGUUACAUUAUCUACACCAUUUGAAUCAUUUAGAAGACUUAGAACAGAGAUGGAAUUUAAAGGAAAUACGAAGGCAAUGACCUCCUCUACCAGCUUUGAACUACAACCAAUUGUAAGAAGAAUUCAACUCAAGUCUACAUUUAACAGAAUUGGUGGUGUGUCUGGUAAUGUAAGACUCGAAACUCAAUACCAACAACUUCCAGCCAGUGAAAUAACCUUCUCAAACCGCCCUGAGAAUGACAAAUCGAGAACCGAUAUCAAGGUUGAAUACUUACCAGGAAAGAUCGUAUCAUUGACAUCAAGAACCCUUUUAGAUGGACAAAGGCUAAGUGCUGAUGUCAGUAUUGCAACUCCUUUUGAAAAAUUACAACGUUUAACAGCCGGUAUAACACACGAACCUACCGUCAAAGGAUGCAUUACGAAAGUUGAGAUGGAGUAUCCAGAGGGAAAAUCUUACUAUGCUGAGCUUGCUGUUGAAUACAACAAAAACUACCAAGCUGCAGUCACAAUACGUCUUCCUAAUUACCAUCCAGUAACCGCUACCUUGAGCCACAAAGGUACAUGGAAUCAAUUCUUAUCUGGGGCUUACUUACAGUAUGACAAAAAUGGCAAACAUCAACUGGAUAUCAGUUACCAUAAUGGAAAGAGUCUCCAAGGUUCCUUCACUAUGAAGUCAUCUCUUGUUGAAGAUACCAUUGCUUCCUUCUCUCACAGUGGAAAUAGAAAAAGCAUUAAUUCUAACAUUCUCAUAAAAUAUGGGAAGAAUAAGCCAAUCAAUGUAGACAUAGAAAUGACAAAUGCCAAAAGAAUGAAAGGAACAUUAAAGGUUGCAUCUCCCAUCAUGGAUGAUAUCACAGUUCUCUUUGUACACAAAGGCAAAAGUACAAGUUUCAAGACAAAAGCAAAGAUUGGAUGGGGAAAGAAGGAGGAAAUUGAAGGAGACCUGACAUUCAACUUUAUAAAAAAUCUGAAGGCAGACGUUUCAAUAUCCACACCAUUCAAGAGCAUCAGAAAAAUGUCCGCUUUUGUAACACACGACGGGAAUUUACGGGACUUCAAAUGUCAGUCGGAAUUGAAAAUCGGGAAAAGUGUUUGGGGAGCCAAUGUUAAAUCAAAGGUUGAUCCACAAUUAGUUACAGAGCUUACUAUCAACACACCUCAUGACGGAUAUGAAAAGAUGAGAGCCUUCUAUACACAUAACGGUCAACUUUCUAACUUUAAAUGUCAUCUGGAAGUUUCAAAGAACAAAAAAGAGAUUAUUGGUGAUUUGCAAUUUACAUUGCAACCAUUGAUCCUUUCCGCAACUCUUCAAACACCAGUGAAAAGUUAUGGCAAUCUAAAGGCGUUACUCAGUCAUGCUGGCCCGCUAGAUAACUUCCGAACUCAAGCUGAAAUAACUUACUCUGAUUCUAAAACUAUAACACUAGAUACAUCAGUCAGCACUAAUGACCGAUUGACUGUUUCUGUUGAUAUCAAGACGCCAUUCCAGGAAUAUGAAGAAAUGACAGCCAAACUUUCACACUCAGGAACUUCCAAUAAUUUUGCCUCACGAUUAGAAACUCUUCUCCAGAGGGAAAAAAGUCAAUUGGACAUUUCAUUCUCUAGUCUUGGUCCUAUUGAAGGAAAACUUACCAUUCUUACUCCACAAUAUGAACCUGUUAGGAUGUCGUUAUCGCAUAGUUUUGAGUCAACCCUCACCAACCAAGUUUCAUUGACAUAUGGAAGAAAAGAUAUUUUAAAUAGCAGAAUUUCGUAUCAAAAUGAACCAAAAAUGAACGGAAAAGCUACCUUUAUAUCCUCAUUUACAUCUGACAUGUCAGUAUCAUUUGAACACAGCGGGAACCUUCGACGAUGCGUUUCAAACAUCAAAGGGACAUAUGGAAAAAAAUCAGCUCAAGCAGAUCUUAAUCUUAGUACUGACGAAGACUUUUCAGUUCGACUGAACAUGAAAACACCAUUCGAUAUUUUAAGAUCAGGAGAACUCACUAUUAACCAUAAAGGACAACUAAAUGACUUCGAGAGCACAGCAGAUAUAGACAUCAAUUCCAAAAAGAUCAAUGGAAUAGCUAAAUUUUCAACCAACAAUGGAAUUCAAGGAAGAGCCACACUUACUACUCCAUAUGAAAUGUUCCGUAGUGCAGAAAUGUCAUUUAAACAUUCUGGACAGUUGAGAGAUUUUGAAUGUUCAGGUGAAUAUGUACAAAAUGGAAAGAGAUCAGAAGGACAGCUAACACUGAGAACUUCUAGAGGUCUGAAUGCAAGGGCAUACAUAAAAACGCCAUACUCUGAAGAUAUCACUCUUAAGGUAAAUCAUGAAGGAGAACUAAGACGGUUCGUAUCUAAUGGUGAAUUGAGUUACGGUUACAAGACAGGGUCUGCCCAGGUAUCAGUGGAUGUGUUAAGAGAUAUUAGAAUAAACGGCUUCUUGAAAUCUCCCUUUUCACGUGAUGUAGUCAUAAGUACUGAGACCACAGGAAAAUUGGUGGACUUUACAUCCAUAUCUCAGCUUACUUACAGUGGACAGAAACAACACGAGCUUGAAAUUUCUUUCAAUGCUGAAGGCUCAAUCAAAGCAGGGAGAACAAAUUUUGACGGUGCAUACAAUAAGAAAAAAGUUACUGGAAAAUUCUCGUUCAGCGCACCAAAUGGAAUACAAGAAAAGAUUGAAGCAACUGGACACAUUGAAACGCCAAUAAGUAAACCAGUAUCAAUUUCACUUAUGUUCAACAACAACAAUGAACAAGGAAACACAUAUCGCUUCCAAACACAAGCUGAAUUUACAUACAGUGGUCGCAAACAACAUGCAGUUCUUGCUAACUUUCAUCAUUCUGGCCUACUGAAAGCAUUUACAACCUCUGCUGAUGUGACAUACAACACAAAGAAAUCAGCUGUGCAAGUUAGUUUCGACUCAAAUGUGAACAUUGAAGGAAAAGCAACUCUAAAAACACCUUUCAUGGAUGACAUUGUUCUGUCUUUCGGUCACAAUGGACAUCCUUUGAACUUUAAAACUCAGGCUGGGCUUACAUACAGUGGUGCCCAACAACAUGCAGUCCUUGUUAACUUCAAACAUACUGGUGUACUGAAAGCAUUUACAACUUCUGCUGAUAUCACAUACAACACAAAAACAGCAUCUGUCCAAGUCAGUCUUGAAUCAAACUUGAAUAUUGAAGGAAAAGCAAUAGUAAAGACACCUUUCACAGAAGAUAUCGUUCUUUCAAUCGGCCACAGUGGACAACCUUUGAACUUUAAAACGCAGGCUGCUCUCACAUACAGUGGUCGCAAGCAACAUGACAUUUCUGCUACCUUUAGUCACGAUGGAUCACUUAAGAAAUUUUCUACCAGCUCCAAUAUUGUUUACAAUACAAAGAGAGUUACUGGAUCAGUAUUAUUUGAUAGUACAAAUGGAGUCCAAUCAACAGUUUCAUUGAACACUCCUCUGACCAAACCCCUUCGUGCAUCAUUUUCACACAAUGGUCAAUUGGUUGAUUUUAACAAUCAAUUUGAUGUGACGUAUGGAGGCUCUAGAAUGUAUGAAGUUAUUACAGAUUUCAAAUUUGAAGGCGAAUUAAAAAAAUUCCAGUCGUCGGGAUCACUUACUUACAAUAGAAAAACAAUUUCGAGUGAUGUGAAUUGGGAUAUUUUGAACGAUCCAGAGGGAACAGUAACUUUAAGAACGCCUUUCACUGAUGAUAUAACAGUUUCUUUCUCUCACCAAGGGACUCUACAUAAUUUCAUCAGUCACGGAGAGAUCGGUUACAAUGGUAGAAAACAGCAUGAAGCCAAUAUUGUACUCCAGAAUGGCAAAACGAGAGUAUUUGUAGAAUUGUCAUACAAUACUAAGAUAGCAUCAGUAGAAGCAACAUUAGAAAAAUCUACAGGAAGAAAAGGCAGGAUUGAAAUAAAAAGUCCAUACACAAAAGAUAUUGAAUUGGAAGUAGACCAUAGAGGGGAAUUGUUGAACUUUAAUACGAAGGGAGAAAUAACCAUCAGCGGAAAGAAAGAACAUGAGAUUUAUGUUGCAUUUGAGCAUAAUGGAGACAUGAUAAAUUUCAGAACUUUCGGCGAAGCAUCUUAUAAUACCAAGAGAGUGUCAUCAGAACUACAAUUUGACUACACAGACGGUAUUAAGACAAAGGGUACUUUGAAAACUCCAUUUACGAACGACAUAGAAAUUAUAAUCGACCAUAAGGGCUCUGCUAGUAAUUUUAAGUCACAGGCUGAUAUUUCAUACAGCGGAUCUAAACAACAUGAGGCCGUCAUAACAUUUGGAGGGUCUGGUAAACUACAGAAAUUCCAGUUAUCAGGAGAUGCUACAUAUAACGGAAAGAAAUUCACCACUUCAGCUAAAACCGACUUUACUAGUGGAAUUAAAUUAGAGGCACGUAUGUCAACACCAUUCACUGAUGAUAUGGAAAUCUUCCUUGAACAUCAAGGCACUUCAUCUGAGCUCAGAUCACAAGCUAGUGCAACCUACAGCGGAAGUAAACAACACGAAAUUAUUUCGACACUUAAACGUACUGGCACAUUAAAACAAUUCCACGUAUCUGGUGAAGUUCGAUACAAUGAUAAAAUAUCUGCUUUAACUGUCAAUAUGGACACUACCUCAAAAGUAUCUGCAAAUGUGGUCCUUCAAUCGCCAAUAUCUAAGGAUAUUCAGCUAGAAGUUUCCUUCGAUGGAAAAAUUGAAAACUUGAAAACUAAGGCUGGGAUUCAAUAUGGUGAAGAAAAACAUGAACUUUUAUCAAAUUUCAAUCUAGAUUUACCAAAUGGUUUAGAAAUAGAGAUUGACAUACAAUCACCUAUCAGAAACAUGAAAGCAUCAGUUUCUCACGAGUUCAGAGGUACUUUGAAAAACUUCCGUUCAAAUAUCAAAUUAACCCUAAAUGACAAAGAAAUCAACUCAAAAACUAAUUUUGAUAUUUCUAGUGGACUUGAUAUUACGUUGGAGACACCGUUUUCUGGAUAUGAAAGAAAUACAGCUCUACUUAAAUUUUCAAACGUGCAAUCUCUCAUUUCUGGAAAGGCAGUUACGAAAAUUGGAAAACAUAGAACUCAACUUAAUGGCAAAAUUGAUACAUCAAAUGGUUUAAAAAUCGAACUGUGUAUAAAAACACCACUAACUGAAGAUUUCGAGGUGAUUAUAAACGGAAAUGGAGGUCUGCAUGCGUUCAGAUACGAAUCUUCCGUUAGCUACGGAAAAGAAAAAGUGAGAGGAGAAGUAAACCAUGAGUGGUCCUCACAAGUAUUCAAAGGGAACAUGCUGCUAUCAACACCUAUUCUAGAAGACAUAAAAAUAGAGUAUGACGUAAAUGGAAAUCAAUAUUCAUUCGGAACAACAGUAAAGGCAUCCAUUGGUAAAUUGAAUGGAAUUGAAGAAAUUACCACCGUCAGACUAGGAGUAAAGUCAUUAGACUUCGUCACAACACUCAAAACCACUUUUUCUGGAAAUGUAAAAUCGUCUCAACUUAGAUUUUUACAUGAUGGUUACAUUUCAAAUUUUAAAACAAGCAUUGAGGCAAAAUAUGACGACCAGACAAUCAAAGCCGAUGCAUCCUAUAAACGUUAUCCAUCUAACGAGGGUUCACUUACCUUAAAAACACCAUUUGAGAAACUAAGAGUUGUGAAUAUCAAGAUUGAACAAACUGGAUCUGUGAAGUCUUUCACAACAACCGGAAGUCUUCAAUAUGCACCCGACAGAAAACUUGAAGGUAGAUAUCGUCAUGAUUUCAAAGCAGACAGUCUCACUGCAUCUGCAUCUUUGGCGCUCAAUGAAAAUAGGCCUCUUAUUAACGGAAAUCUCAAGAUAACACAAGAAAUUGUCGAUAUUUCAUUGAAUACACCACAAAACAGAUAUUCCGUCAAUGCAGACAUGAAAAUGAAAGAUGACACCUACUCACUAUCCGGAAAUGCUGCAAUUGGAGAGAAAAAGAUAACUAUUGCCAUGGAAAAAACUCCAUCCUCAAUCAACAUAAAUCUUGAUACACCAAUCAAAGGAUACGAGAGAACACAGAUUAAAGCAUCUGUAUCAAGUAAGCCAUACCAUGCUGCACUGAAUAUACAGACAUCUUACCUACCUGAAAUUGACUAUUCGGUCAACGCAGACAUAAAAAUGAAAGAUGACACCUACUAUCUAUCCGGAAAUGCUGCAAUUGGAGAGAAAAAGAUUACUAUUGCCAUGGAAAAAACCCCAUCCUCAAUCAACAUAAAUCUUGAUACACCAAUCAAAGGAUAUGAGAGAACACAAAUUAAAGCAUCUGCCUCUAGAAAACCAUACCAUGCUGCACUGAAUAUACAAGCAUCAUACAUAUCUGAAAUUGACUUUGAUGCACGCCUUACCAGCCAAAGAUUCGAUGAAUUAGAUGGAUCUCUAACACUUAAAACUGGAUUAUAUAAUUUGCAAAAUAUACGGGUAUCCAUGAAAAAUGAAAAAAAUCUUGGAGAAUUGAAAUCUCACAUUGAAGCAUUUUUGACUAAGCGCAACGGAAUAACAAUUGAUGCUUCUCUCACGGAGACAGACAGUUCACUAUCAGUGUCUACUCCUUGGGAAGCACUCCGAACUGCUUAUGGAUAUUUAAAAUACGACUGGCGUAGCAAAACAAAUAAUUUGGUAGUAGCAACAAAUAUGAAAAUCAACAAAGAAACAUUGUACGAUGUUGAUUUUGAAAUGGAUGCUGAGAAAAGAAAGGAAAUAACACUUAUAAUUAAUGUCAAUGAACCAAAACAGAUGAGGUUUGAAUUAAAUAAACUGCUUUCUUCAGAAACAUACAUGCUUGUAAAUUGGAACAAGCAAGAUAAAGACAGCAGUUGCAGAAUGGAUGUUAAAUUCAAUUCAGAUUGGUCUGACAAAAAACAGAUUGCAAGCUAUCGAGGUGUAUGUGGGUCUAAAUCUUACAGCAUUGGAGCAUCGUAUCACCGUCCUGAUGAAUCGUCCACAAUGGUUCUAUUUAUAGAGAAAGAUGAUAUCAAAACACAUGGAAUAGAAACAAUAUUCGAAAAGAACGGACAAGCAAAAUACACUCUACAACUACCAUCUAGAACAGUUGUAUUGUCAACUGUAUCAUCAGGAUAUGGACUAAGCAGUCAAGUAUUUGAUUUCUCGUGGGAUGCAGAAAGAGACCAAAACAAAAGAGUAGUAAUUAAGACCAAAUCUGAUGGAGAUGAACUAACACUUGGUUUAGAAAUGCCAAGUCUCGGCAAGGAUCUUCAACUUGAUUACAAAAUGUUAAUUGGAAGUGGAAACGUUAUUUAUGAUGGCCGUACUGCAUUCAGAUACUCAAAAGAUUCUCGUAAAACUUUUACCUUGAGUUCAAAAUUAGAAGAUGUAUCAGGUCGUGGGGAGAAUUACAAGUUCUUACUUGGUAUCAGUCAUCCAUAUACUACAGUAGACAUCCAAACAAAAGCAGUUUUCGGAAAAUCUAAUGACAAACUCUCAGCUGAUUUUGAUAUCCAAUACCUGACUGCAAGACGUCAAACAAAGAACAUCGCCUUAAUAACCGAGAUUGAUAAACUCAAACGUCAACUCAAUAUACAGGUUCGUUCUCCAAUCAAAACAAUGAAAAUAGAUGCUCGUGUUGAGACUUCACCUUUCAAACUGACAAUUAAAAAUCUUUAUGAUGAUACCAAACCAAUCAAUACAGAGCUGACAGUUGAUCCUAAUGAUGGCAGUCUGGAUUUUAACAUGAACUACGACAUCAAAAACCCAGAUAAAACACUUCAUUUGAAUGCUAAAUUCUCAGACGAGAAAGGAAUAUCUGCAGAACUGUUCAGAGAUGUAAAUCAGAAGAAAACAGUAGACAGCUUGCUCAAUCUGCGAUUAAAGUCUUCUAAGAUUCUUCAUACACGUGUUCACUGGCGUCCAUCAAUUAUCAGUGAUCUCAAGGCUGAAAUAACAAAAAGAAUAGAAGAAUAUGGAAUACGAUCUGCUAUGGCCGUUGAAGAGUCUUCUGGUGAAAUAAACAAAGAAAUAUCAUAUAAGAGACGAUUAUUCCAAGCUGCCUAUACAGAAGAAAUCAAGUCCUAUGCUGAUGCCAUCAAUGAUAAACUGUCUGAACUCAGAACAUUGAAAGCAAAAAAUGCCUUUUACCUUCAAGACAUUUGUAAUUCAGUUGAUACAACCAUGAACAGAAUCGGUGAAUUAUCGGAAGACUUAAAUGAAGCUUGGGGGAGAUGCCCAGUCAAACACACAAUUGAUGAAUAUAUGACCAGUCUUGAACAACUACAAAAGAGACUGGAUGCCUACUCAAAAGAUACUUAUAUAAGCAUGGGUGGCCAGUUGAACAGCAUUUCAACAAAUUCUUAUCAGAGAUUACUUGAUUACCAAAAUUCUGUUGGAAAUCACCAAACUGUUGUCAAUUUAAAAUCAAAAUAUAACUCUUAUAUGGAUCAGCUUAAAAAUAUGAAAUUAAAUGAGCAAUGGUCUAACGUUGCCAACCAGUAUACAUCAAGCAUAUAUAACAUCAGAGAGGGUAUCAACCAAAGACUUGUAAACUCGUUACCAACACCAAUGUACAACAUGGGAUCAUCUGCAUACAAAUACUGGGAAUUUGAAGAAAACGUAAAUGCACUAGUUGACAAAAUAUUUGAUGAAUUGAAAAAAGAUGCCACAAAGGAGAUGUCUGUUUUAAAAGAGAUUUUCGGAAAUGUACUCAAAUCCAAAGUUAUUAAAUACGAUUUACUAAAUGGAGAUAUUGAAGUAGAUUUGUACCUUCCCGUUGAUGUACACACUCUCAGCUCACUAAAAGACAUUUCUUUGAGACAAUACAUUCCAGAUAUGAGCUUUCCAACUCCAAAAGUAAAUUUCCUUGGAUCUGUGGAGGAUUACAUACCACACAUGUCCUGGACAGCAAGUGCAAAAGUACAUGGCCGACACUUUACAACUUUCGAUGGCCAAGAAUUUGACUUCAGUGGUCGAUGUAGCUACGUUCUUGCAAAAGAUUUUGUGGACGGCAACUUCAGUAUCAUCAUGAACUAUUUGGGCAGACAAAAGAAGAAGUUAAUCUUGACUUCUCACCAACAAAAUGUUCAAUUAUCACCAAAUGGAAAGGUCAGCGUCGAUGGUGUAGUUAUGGAUCUACCUUACAGAUCAUCAGAAUUUGCAGUUUUCUCUGAAGAUGGUAAGGUGUUCAUUGAGGGACGUGGAUUCCAAGUUGAAUCCGACCCAACUGUUAAUAUGGUCGACAUUGAUUUGAGCAAGUGGUACUUUGGUAAAACAGGAGGACUUCUUGGUACUCUGAACCAUGAACGUUACGAUGAUAUGAUCAUGCCAAAUAAACAAAUUACAUCCGACGCUUUCGCUCUAGGAAGCGCAUGGCAGGUUCAAGAUAGAUGUUGAAUGAACAUUUAAUACUCUGAAAUACCAUGAACAAGCAAACUGUGAUUACUAACUUUUAAUUUAUAUUUUGGAUAUUGUUGUGAAACUUAUAAUGAAAUAAAACAAUUUUAAGCAUUGAA